CGCCUUUUUUCCUAACCCACGGCUGGGCUUCGAGGGCAGUAGAAGGCAAGGUUUAUUAGUUGGCUAGCUGGCUGUAUUUCAAUCUCCACACAUGUCUCCAUUUAAACCUCCCUCUCGUGAACCAUUUGGAUCUUCUUCUUCUUCUUCUUCUUCAUCCACCACCACCUUUUCCUUUGCUCCCACUCAGCUUUGACAGAGUAAUACUUUCAUGGCUGCCCUGUCCAUUUCUAUUGUAAAGCUCAGAUCUUGAGUUCCAGAACUCUGCUGGGGGGAAAAAGGGUUGGCAGAAAAACAAAAAAAGGAGACAUGGGUUCUCAGAUUUUGGUUGUUCUGUUGUGCGUCCUAAGCUGGAGCUUUGUUUCAGUGAGCUCACAAGGCCAAGGAGGGAAUAAUACGAAUAAUAAUGUCACUGGCGCUAGUAACAUUUCAUCUGUUGUUCAAGGAACUGUUGUGGUGGAUGGGGACAACACCAUUGGGAGAACUGAUGAAGAUUUCAUUUGUGCCACUUUGGAUUGGUGGCCUCCUGAGAAAUGUGACUAUGGGACCUGCGCUUGGGACCAUACUUCCCUCAUCAACCUUGAUCUCAAUAACCAAAUUCUGUUGAAGGCAAUACAAGCCUUUUCACCAUUGAAGAUCAGGUUGGGAGGGACGUUACAGGACAAAGUCAUAUACGACACACCAGACAACCACCAGCCUUGUGUUCAAUUCAUCAAGAACACAAGUGAGCUUUUCAGUUUCACUGAAGGCUGCUUGCCUAUGUACAGAUGGGAUGAAUUGAAUGCCUUCUUCAACAAAUCAGGGGCUAAGAUUAUAUUUGGACUGAAUGCUCUAAUGGGAAGGACUAUUCAGCCUGAUGGUUCUGCAGCUGGAGCUUGGAACUACUCAAAUGCUCAAUCUUUCAUUAACUACACAGUCAGACAUAACUACUCCAUUCAUGGGUGGGAGCUUGGAAAUGAGCUGAGUGGAAGUGGAGUGGGAACCAACGUUGCAGCAGAUCAGUAUGCUUCUGAUACAAUCUCCCUGCAUGACAUUGUGCAGAAUAUUUACAGUGGGAUUGAACCAAAGCCCUUGGUUAUCGCACCAGGAGGAUUCUACGACACCAAUUGGUUCCAAACUUUGAUCACGAAAGCAGGAAAUUCAGUGAAUGCCAUCUCCCACCACAUUUACAAUCUUGGUCCAGGAGUCGAUCCAAAUCUCGUGGAGAAGAUUCUUGACCCGAGUGUGCUUGACAAUGUGGUUGAGUCGUUUAGAGGCCUACAGAGCCUCCUCAGGAGCGCUGGAAGCUCGGCAACUGCAUGGGUUGGUGAGGCUGGUGGGGCUUAUAACAGCGGCCACAAUCUCGUCUCCAAUGCAUUUGUGUAUAGCUUUUGGUAUUUGGAUCAGCUUGCACUUGCGGCUUCACACGAUACAAAGACUUACUGCAGACAAUCUCUGAUAGGUGGUAACUACGGGCUCCUCAACACCACCACAUUCGUGCCUAAUCCUGACUAUUACAGUGCUCUUCUUUGGCAUCGAUUGAUGGGACGAAAAGCUUUGGCAACGAGCUUCUCUGGGUCGAACAAGUUACGAGUAUAUGCUCACUGCUCAAAGUACUCCAAACGAUUUACACUUCUACUGAUCAAUCUGGACAACAGCACAACAUUUGAAGUCAACGUAGGCGUCAACAGAACCUUCACCCAGCAGCAACAUAACAACCAGAAGUGGCACAAGCACCAUAGUCAUCAUAGGUCAUACAGUAGUACCAUUCGGCUUCCUCAUCGUUCAAAGAUUGGAAAAAUGAUGAGAGAAGAGUACCAUCUAACAGCGAAAGACGGGGAUUUGCAUAGCCAAACAAUGCUACUGAACGGGAAGAUUUUAAGUGUAGAUUCAAACGGGGACAUACCUUCGUUCGAGCCUUCCCGUGUAAACUCAUCGGAGUUGAUAUCAGUAGCUCCUCUUUCGAUUGUGUUUGCUCGUAUCCCGUAUAUUCUUCCUGCUUGCAGGUAGGUAGCUAGUAGCAUGGGAACUGGAAAUUUGGUUCCACUAGAGUGAUUGAUUAAGAAGACAAUAAGAGAGGGGAUAAAUCAUCCCUUCUUUAUGUUGAUUUUUAAUGAAGUGAAAAUAUAAGAGAAAG
This is a messenger RNA of Linum tenue, 2113 nucleotides long. NCBI's taxonomy places the organism in Eukaryota, Viridiplantae, Streptophyta, Magnoliopsida, Malpighiales, Linaceae. The record is from the annotation of a GenBank genome assembly.